UUGUGUCUCGUUCUUUGAUUCUUUGUGUGAAUGUACGAUCGAUUCAUAGCAAUGUAGCGCUUUACAAGUUUAUCGAAACGUGACGGCCGCCUAUGGGAAAAUUUUGGUCAGUUUUGAACAGCGGUAAAAUUCCCGCUGUUCAAAGUUCCGCUGACGGUAGAGACAAAAAAAUUAUAAUUUCAGCUCGAACCCAUUCUUUGGUGGCAAUCGGUGGGUUGUACGGUGAAACAACUCGUAUAGGACUCAUUUCAAUACAAUAAACGUGUACCAAAUGACAGAAGUCGAUUUUACAUUGACAACAACGCCAAUCUAACUCUGGCCAAAUUGCCUAUAUCAGAAAUGUCACCAGCCGAUCUGUGUGUGGAAAAAAGCGGAUUCGUUUUGAAUGCACACGUUUAACCGUCAACCAGGUUCAAGCCCAUGUUGUGCCCACGUCGUUCGAAGUCGCUGGAGAUGACAAAAGUUGAUUGAACAAUGUCAUCACAUAAUUCCGGUUGGCCGGCCGGCGUUGAGACAUGAACAGACAUGGCUCAGGACAAGUGGGAUAAGUGAGGUUCUCAACAGGUUCUGCGCCUUAAGAGGAUCAAGGAUUGACUUGGGAUUAUCACCAGAUUAGACGGACUAAAAUUUAAACACUUUCGUUUGCCUGCAAGCUCCGAACUCACAUGUUCUGGGCCAGAAAACUACAGGAAGCGAAAAAAAUUUAUACCAGAUCCGAGUACAAAGCAUUUUUCUGCUGUUGCCGCUGCCAGUUAACUCGCCGCGGUAACGUCUGGCUUCACCGCUGCAGCCAAACAGAGGUCAAGAACACGAAGCCGAUACCGGCCAUUCUAUACAAGUGGAUAAUCCCUUGUAGUUGGAAUAGCGUUGUACGUUGCUGAGGGAUUUUAGAGCAAUAUGAUGCAAAAGGAAAAUGCAUUGAGAAAAGCUUCAAAUACGCACGUCGAAGACGGAAAACCUUUGACAGUGAUCAUGCACGGGAACCUGGUACGCCUCACGGUUUUGCUCGUCCGUCAGGGGGUCGUCCAUAUUGAGUUUAGGCCGCCCAGCUCCUCGGCAUGAAAAGCUAAGGAAACUGAAAAGGUCAAUGCUGUUGGUCAGAUAAAUACCUGUAACUCUCUAAUGAUUACACAAUGCGUGCAGUGAGAUCAGGGAGGCGCAAUGGUCCAAUACCACAUUCAGUGUCUUCCCUUCAAGAUAAGAGCCUCCAUCCAUAGACAACUCAGGGAAUCGAAGCACCCUUCACCGUUGAAAAGGACCACCUGUCGUUCCCAUGGUCGGUUCACACGAAAUUAGAAGGUACAAUUGACCGGUUAUGAUGAGACCCGCCUAGCUGUGUCUAGGAGCAGAAAUACUACAUACACCUUUACAAAAGUCAGCACCAAAAAGAGUAGUAAGAUGUCCAAUAAUUUAUGCGAUCUGGAUGGCCGGGGCCGAGACUGGCUGGACGCAAUUUCCCUUUACUUGAACACCGAAUCCGUACAGGAUCGCGUUCUUGUUUCACAGGCUGCAGAUGUGUCCACAGAGGGUACAGUGCAGGGUGAUGCUCUAGGUCUAGGUAGUGCACCUCAGUACCAAGAAGGCCCUGCCGCCACUUACAUGACGAAACCGGUGAUGCAUCACCCUAUUGUUACUCCAACCGCGACUACAACAACAUUGCCGGUCUACGAAAAGCAUCACAUGGCACCGGGGACAACGCAACUACCUCACUAUGCGAGUCCUUUUUAUUUGAAGACCACUGGCUGCUCGCUCACACCGCAUGAUGAUUUUAGCCUAUCGUCCUCGUCGACCUGUUAUUUCGAUGUGGGCCCAGCUGAUGCUGUCCCGGAUGGCUGUAUUUCCUCAUUUCAUGAGAAAAAGCAAGUUAUGGGAAACGUGGUACGAUUGAAUACGGAAGAAGCGAUUCCGCGACGCGCAUUACUUUUUUCAUGCUCACCCGAACCUUCGGCUGAAAACAUGCAACAAGAUACGUCGUCAGUAAAGAUCAACUCGAUUCUAAAACCAAAACGCCAGCGGACGCUGUUUAACAAAGAACAGAAUGGCAUAUUCGCGGAGGAAUUUUCCAAGUGCCAAAAUCCGAGGCGUACUGAGCUAGAGAGGAUAGCGAAACGAGCCGGCGUUACUCUGGAAACAGCGAGAAUGAAAUAUAAAAAUCUUCGAGCCAAGCUCAAGAAACAGCGAAAUACUUAGCAAACUCCGCCAGUCACAAAGCAACAAGUUCAUAUCGUAAUACAUCCAUCCGCUGAUCAGAGCUCAGCAAAGGAGCCAUAUAACUGUAGUCCAUUGUCACCAACGUCAUUCCGCUCCCAUCAGGCCCGACCAGCAAUGCGAUUCAAGGCUCAAUUCAUAGCGUUCAAAAGCUCCCGCCGAUAACACUUACUGUGCGUGAUUCAACAGUCGCACCAGAGGGCAAUUUCAUGUUCGGAUAGCAACAAAACUUGCAGCAACAAGAAAAUGCAAUGCCCCAGCAUCAGGGGCACAUGCAAUGCUCCACCCUGACCGUCGGAAACUCUACCGUACACAGAUUUUUCCGCUAAUGUACGGAAUCAUAGACAGCAAAUCUGUCACUGAAUAAUUAAAGAGAUCUAGGUAGACGGUUCGCCGAAACCGCCUGACGACUCCUAUGACAGCCAUGUACAGUUGACUAAAGUUCCACUUCUAAUGGUUCAGAAUUGUCGUACUCAUAACAAUUAAAACUUAUGUCUUGAAAACAAUAUAGUCCAAGUCUGCAUAGGCGGUAAACAAUAGCUUCGGGGUUAUCUCAUGAUCGAAAAGAGGUAUCUUGGCCAAGUAAUGAAGUUACAGUUUACAAGCGAAGUAAUAAUACAUUUAUAUUUGUACAAAUAUAGCAAGUGCAAUGACUCGAGCUUUUCUGGCACAUAACCCAGACUAUUUUCGCUGCAAUAUUUUGUAAUUAAUGUACUUUAAUUACAUAUGUGUCCACGUAUUUAGUGCGUAGCCAGAAGCACACAUACUGUGUAGACUGCCAUGUUCCGGAUGAAGCGAAAGAUAAAUUGAUCUAAGGAAGAAAACAAAAAAAAAAAUAUUCUUGUAAUGUGUGUCUCCAUUAGUUUUUGACUACAUUAGACUAGAUAGGGUUAAUGCAAGAGAAGAUUACACGUCAAAUCUGGUAACUGUCUUGGAGUAUUUGAGACACGGUUGAAAGAAAAAUCACCGAACUGGCUCUAUAUAUUGGUUAGUAAAACACAGGCUGAAACGAGCAGGCGUGCUUGGAUUUCGGUGUUAGUUCUGUGCCUGAUACAACCUGGGUCUCGCGUGUGCCUCUAUUUCUGUUUGGCAGGUAUGAUGAGAAAUGGUAAAUAGCCAAACUAGCCAAAAAUAUGAGAAGACCUGAAUCUGUCUGUAAGUUAAGGUGCGGCCACACUGCUCAAACCCCUUAAUGUGUCUGUAAACUAAUGAAAAAGUUAUUAAUUUAGCGGAAUUGUGUCCACCUCUUCUUGUGUCAUAUAAUGUAUAUAUUGACUUCAAGGAACUUCAAUCUCAAGUUCAGUUUAACCGCAUCGUUACAUCUAAAAUACAAAGUGUCCAUAUGCACCAAUGUAUAAUAAUUGCUAUUGUUAGUACCAUUAUUUACAUCACUUCGCUUCCUUAAUUCAUUGCAUUUACUAUUAAUAUACCAAUAUUUCGGUCAAGAGCUUUAACCGGUAACUCAUGGCUCUCUGAUGUUGACCAAGAGUCCUAUGAGUUCUAGAGCGCUACCGAAGUAGCUUUAGUACAAACCGAAAUUUAGGCUAAGGCGCAGAAUACACGAUCGAUCAAUCAAAACACAUCUAUAUCUAUCUAAUUCGCAUCAUCAUGAAGGUGUUUUUUUUAGCUUUUGAUACAUAAAGUGGAAGUAACACAAAAUGAUUAUAUGAAAGCAACCUAGAAAAUAAAUAAGCUAGUUUUUUUUUUCUUUUCUAUAAAGGCGCAACUUAAAGCCGUUGCCCUAUACAAGAAUUAAAAACAGGACCUAUGUUGUACUCAUUGACUGAGUGGACCCAAAGCAACAACAGUUCUGUGCAUAUUAGAUGAAGUAACUUUGAGCUCUGCGAUACUAUGUAACUAACUGCAUUAACGAAAUAAGGCAAAGAUAUAAGGCUGGUAUGCUUCGUUACGUACCCCCUGUAUACAACUCUAUUGCACAAUGUAGUGCAAUGAGAAUUUUUUAU
Varroa destructor (honeybee mite) is the source of this 4172-nucleotide messenger RNA. RefSeq lists its product as uncharacterized. NCBI's taxonomy places the organism in Eukaryota, Metazoa, Arthropoda, Arachnida, Mesostigmata, Varroidae. Gene Ontology annotation, molecular function: DNA binding. The record is from RefSeq and is a predicted model, not a curated record.